This is a messenger RNA of Daucus carota subsp. sativus, 1341 nucleotides long. RefSeq lists its product as uncharacterized. The coding region runs from base 142 to 1152 and encodes 336 amino acids. The transcript has 2 exons. NCBI's taxonomy places the organism in Eukaryota, Viridiplantae, Streptophyta, Magnoliopsida, Apiales, Apiaceae. The record is from RefSeq and is a predicted model, not a curated record.
GCCUAGCUACUUGCCAUGCAACUAUAUAAACUCCUUUUAACCUUCUGCAGAUUCAUAUUGUCUUCAUAACAUAAGAUCAAACACAAGUAGAAAUAUAGAUCAAACAUUUGGAGGUGCAUUUACGGCAAAUAAACAGAGCAGAUGGAUAUGAAAAGGGCUUUCGUUUUACUGGCCAUUCUUCUGGUUUUUGUAUCUGUUGAAUGUGCAACUGCUCAGGGGCAGGGUAGUGGUAAAGAUCCUGCUAACAAAUACGACGUCAAGAAGCCAUUGCCAGGAACAACGCAGGUUCGGGCUGUGUGUAAGACAAAGGCUAGUGCAUGUUUCAACACGACGUUGACCUGUCCAUCUCAGUGUCCUGACAGGAAGCCUAAGGACAAGAAGGGGAAGGGAUGCUUCAUUAACUGCAGUAGCAAGUGUGAAGCUACUUGCAAGAAUAGAAAACCUAAAUGUGAUGGAUUUGGCUCGUUGUGCUACGAUCCUAGGUUUGUUGGCGGUGAUGGAGUGAUGUUUUACUUCCAUGGAGCCAAGGGAAGCGACUUUGCAGUUGUUUCAGACAACAAUCUGCAGAUCAAUGCACAUUUCAUUGGCAGCCGGCCUACAGGAAGGACACGUGAUUAUACAUGGGUUCAGGCUCUCUCAGUCAUGUUCGACAGCCACACUCUAGUCCUUGCAGCUAAAAGAGUUACCAACUGGGAUGACAAGGUGGAGUCUCUUACUGUCAAGUGGGAUGGGGAGGAUGUCAGCAUCCCCACUGAUGGAGAAGCUGAAUGGAGGAUCAAUGGUGAACAGAGAGAAGUGGUUAUUGAAAGAACAGACGAAACCAACUCAGUAAAAGUCAUUGUUGAUGGACUAGUGGAGAUCGAUCUGAAGGUGACCCCCAUAGGAGAAAAAGAAAACAAGAUUCACAACUACCAGCUACCAUCAGAUGAUGCUUUUGCUCACCUGGAAACACAAUUCAGGUUUACUAAUCUAUCAGAACUCGUCGAGGGAAUCCUGGGAAAGACUUAUCGGGCUGGUUAUGUGAGCCCUGUGAAGAGAGGGGUGCCCAUGCCAAUGAUGGGAGGAGAGGACAAGUACCAAACCCCAUCUCUUUACUCUCCAGUCUGCAAAGUAUGCAGGUUUCAGAGAGAUUCUUCUGUUGCUACACUGUAGUUUUACUAAGUACUUGAAACAUCCAGCAACUAUAACAUUCUGCUUGGUAUACUAAGCAUGCACUAAUAUGUGUCAGUACGUUAUGUAGUUUUCUUCUAGUGUGAAUAAGGGUCAUAUAGCUUUGCCCAUUUAUUAUCUUGUAAAAGGUUACUUAAUAUGUUUAUCAAAUGUUUAUGGGAUUAAUUUGGA